CAUUCAGGCCCGUAUCCGAGGUGCUACUUAAGGCCCAACCUCAGUCCUUCGCAGUCGUAGAUUCCUCCUUCGGUGUCUUCUUAUGUCUUCUGCAAGAUCGUCUGUUGAACCCUUCCCGGAAGCUCGGCUUGAGAGAGCAAGUGAGGCGCAUCCGGAUGACGAGAAGGCAGUCACCCCCACGCCCUCGGAAAAGGAUGCCGAGCAACGCACUGUGGUAAACCAGGCGCCGGGGACACCAUCUCAGGUCGAGUCGGGGAAGGCUCCCGGAGUCGAGUUCCCCGAAGGAGGUCUGCAAGCGUAUUGUACUGUACUCGGCGCCUUUCUGACGCAAUUCACCUUCUUCGGAUACACAAUGUCGUAUGCGGUAUAUCAAGAGUACUAUACCAAAGUAUACCUUACCAACGUCUCCGCAUCUGCUGUGUCAUGGAUCGGGAGUGUUAAUCUUUUCCUUGGGUUGGCCGGCGGUGUAUUUACUGGGCGGUUGUUUGACCGAGGCUACUUCUAUGUGCUCAUGUACAGCGGGUGUGCGCUGGAGAUCUUCUGUAUGUUCAUGCUGUCAUUAACAAAACCUGGACAGUAUUACCAGGUCUUCCUCGCACAAGGGGUAGGUCUUGGCAUGGCCUGUGGUCUAACGUACAUCCCGAGCAUUGCUGUCAUCGGACAUUACUUCAGACGGAGACGAUCCCUGAUGCUCACCUUCGCGGCUAUCGGGUCUUCCCUGGGUGCUACCGUUCAUCCUAUCAUGCUGAAUAACCUUAUCAACGGUCCUUUGGGCUUCGCCAACGGUGUCCGAGCCUCUGCCGGCCUUAUCACGGGCUGUACAGUUCUGAUCUGCGCUCUGAUGCGGACGAGAUUGCCACCCUCGUCGAACGCGGACAGUUAUGCCAAGGUCCUGAGACACAGCUCACGAGACGCUGCUUACUUGGCUGGUGUGAUUGGGGUUUUCUUGAUCGCCACCGGCUUCUUCUAUCCCAUAUUCUACAUACAGUUGGAUGCAACUGAACAUGGUCUCAGUGAACACUUCUCGUUUUAUUCGGCUAGUCCACUCCAUUUAUUCGUUGUCAUCCUGAACGGCACCGGUAUCAUUGGCCGUUUUCUGUCUGGGUUUAUCGCCGAGUGGAUUGGCGUACCGUAUGCCAUUAUGACAGCAGUAUUUGGAAGCGGCGUCAUGAUUUUUGGGCUCAUCGGCCUAGCCGGCAUUGCUAGCACUGUGGUGAUCGGCAUUAUCUACGGUUAUUUUGCUGGGAUGUACAUCGCACUCCUUGCACCUAUGUUCGCUGGGCUGUCUCCCACUCUCAACGAGAUGGGAGUUCGCAUGGGCGUUGGUUUUGGUAUCGCAGGCUUGGGAGGUUUGAUCGGCUCUCCUAUCUCUGGUGCAUUGCUGGGCCCCCAGUAUAUCUGGUGGAAAGGCUCUGUUUUCAGCGGGAUAUUCGUAUUCGCAGGUCUCUGCUGCCUCGUUUCCAUGCAACUCCGUCUGCUUGCACGGAAACGGCAAGCAGCGGAGAAACUCGGUGCUUCAACCUGAGAAUGUUUUCUCAAAGUUGCUUCUGGGCUAAGGAUGUUUCUGCUCAUAAAUCAUCCCUGAUAGAGUCGUGCUCUUCAAGUGGUUUGUUGAUUCCACACUAUAGAUGAUUUUGUAGCCAUGUUUUGCAAUUCUUUCGCUAUAAGAUGGACUCUUGUUGUCCAGCAUUCUCG
Coniophora puteana RWD-64-598 SS2 is the source of this 1695-nucleotide messenger RNA. RefSeq names its product MFS general substrate transporter. Gene Ontology annotation, cellular component: fungal-type vacuole membrane. Bases 83 to 1525 code for a protein of 480 amino acids. NCBI's taxonomy places the organism in Eukaryota, Fungi, Basidiomycota, Agaricomycetes, Boletales, Coniophoraceae. The record is from RefSeq and is a predicted model, not a curated record. The transcript has 14 exons. Gene Ontology annotation, biological process: transmembrane transport. Gene Ontology annotation, molecular function: transmembrane transporter activity.